Myotis lucifugus (little brown bat) is the source of this 1748-nucleotide messenger RNA. RefSeq names its product ras-related protein Rab-11B. The transcript has 2 exons. Gene Ontology annotation, cellular component: recycling endosome. The record is from RefSeq and is a predicted model, not a curated record. Gene Ontology annotation, biological process: constitutive secretory pathway; regulated exocytosis. Gene Ontology annotation, molecular function: GTP binding; GTPase activity. Bases 518 to 1174 code for a protein of 218 amino acids. Lineage: Eukaryota; Metazoa; Chordata; Mammalia; Chiroptera; Vespertilionidae.
GAAUAUUAGCCAACUAAUGGAGUGGCUAAGGGAAUAUUAUUACCGAUUUAUCUUGGAAAAACAAGGAACAAAUAGAAUCAAAAUCUGAUAAUUUGAAAAAAGUCUUAAGUUAGCAAAGACACACUUGGCAGUUAUUUACAGUACUGUUUUUAGGGUCAUAAAUAAGAACAAAAAAACAAAACCAUACUGAUGCUGUAUCACUUCAGUAAUAAAAUGAUGGCAAGUCAGUAAACCAUCCUAGAUGAGUAUGGAUAUAUAGGAAUUUUAUGAGGAGCCAACUGUAUUGAGUCAUAGUUAUUACUGAAAUUUGGGUUGAAAAGUAACUUUAGGGCUAUAAAACUAUUCUGUUUUUAAUUUUAGUCAUAUUAAUAAUAAAGUCACUAAGUGCUCAAAGACUCAUAGCAAAUUAUAACAGCCCUCUUCCCCACCAAUCCUGUUUCCCAAAGAAAAAUGUUGCACUCUGGGGUGUUUGUGGUGGGGCUGCGGAGUCGUGGAUCCCGCCGGAAGCGCCAGGACAAUGGGGACCCAGGACGACGAGUACGACUACCUAUUCAAAGUGGUGCUCAUCGGGGACUCGGGUGUGGGGAAGAGCAACCUGCUGUCCGGCUUUACCCUCAACGAAUUCAACCUGGAGAGCAAGAGCACCAUUGGUGUGGAGUUUGCCACCCGCAGCACCCAGGUGGACGGCAAGACCAUCAAGGCGCAGAUCUGGGACACCGCUGGCCAGGAACGCUACCGCGCCAUCACCUCCGCGUACUACCCAGGUGCAGUGGGUGCACUGCUGGUGUAUGACAUCGCCAAGCACCUGACAUAUGAGAAUGUGGAACGCUGGCUGAAGGAGCUGAGGGACCAUGCUGACAGUAACAUCGUUAUCAUGCUGGUGGGCAACAAGAGUGACCUGCGCCACCUGCGGGCUGUGCCCACUGAUGAGGCCCGAGCCUUCGCAGAGAAGAACAACUUGUCCUUCAUUGAGACCUCAGCCUUGGACUCCACCAACAUAGAGGAAGCUUUCAAGAACAUUCUCACAGAGAUCUACCGCAUCCUGUCACAGAAGCAAAUUGCAGACCGCGCAGCCCAUGAUGAGUCCCCUGGUAACAACGUGGUGGACAUCAGCGUGCCACCCACUACUGAUGGACAGAAACCGAACAAGCUGCAAUGCUGCCAGAAUCUGUGACUGCCCCGUGCCUCGUCCAAAUAUGCGUGCGUGCACAUCCUCAUCCUUUGCCUGCCCCUCAUCAUGAUGUCUUCUCUGACCUGACCCUCUCUGUCACUCUGUGACUGGCUUCUACCCCUCCACUGAGCUCUGCAGAAAAAAAAAAAUGUUGCACUCUUGUAACUGUCUUUUUAUGGUAUUUAUUUUCCUAUUUUUAACUCCAUUGCUUAUAGUACUAUUUCUUGAUUUAUUAUUUUUAAACAUUUUUCUAAUGAUUUUUUUGUUAUCGGAGAGAGGAGGGAUUUAUUCAGCUCUCUAAACUGAACUGCUCAUGUCCCAUUUCUCCUCAAUUCUUCUAACAUAUUUACAUCAAAUUUUACUUUAACAAAAUAUAUUUCCCUAGGAACUUCAUGAGAAUGUUGUUUUUUUGGUAAAGCAGUAGUCACUGCUAACUUACUAGUACAUAAGUAUAAUUCAUGUAUGAUCCAGGGAAUAUAUUAUGAUUAUUUUCUUAUAUAACUUUUGGGUUUUCCUAGAAUUAAUAAUAAUUGCCCAGUUUUUAAAAAUUGUUUAGUACAGUGGGGCCUUGACUUAU